Messenger RNA from Geodia barretti, 1287 nucleotides. The record is from the annotation of a GenBank genome assembly. Lineage: Eukaryota; Metazoa; Porifera; Demospongiae; Tetractinellida; Geodiidae.
AUGUGUAGCGGAGAAGAUAAUAUAGCGGGGUCUGAUGGAAGGACCCCGCCCUUCAGUUUUGAUCUGUUUUUCCCUCUGGUUCCUCUUCCAGCUGAGCAGGGGGUGGAUAUUUCUACAUCAACCACCUCACUGACUUCAUCAGAAUAUUCUGGUCCUACAGUCAACAACGAGAAUAGUAGCAGGGAAGGGACGACACUCUUUGAUGACAAGACGGGUAAUCGAGAAAACAUGAUGGCAUCUUGUGGCUUGACCCCCCCUUUUUCUGACCUCUCUCUUUUCUUUUCCCAACUUACCCCUCUCCCUCAUAACACUGGCUUGCCUGACACCACUACAUUUCCAACUUCUUCUGAUCUCGAAAUGAAUAGCGACCGAGAAACAGUGGAAUCUGAGAUGGGGUGUAUAUUAUUUGACCUAUUCCCUCUCACCCCUCUUCCUCAAAGCACUGAAUUGCCAUCACAAGGAGUGUCUACACCUGCACUCCCUUCAUCAGGUCCUACAGUCAGCAAUGAGAAUAGCAGCAGGGAAAAGACGACAGCUGACAUGGAAUUUCUUAUCAACCUAUUCCCUCUCAUCCCUUUCCCACUAAACGCUGAGUUGCAGUCACCAGAGGUGCCCCAGCCUAUGUCGAAAGAGCGAAGGGCAGACAUGAUUCGUUCUAGCACACCCUCCGUUACUUCCGACCCGCUUCCUAGUGACCAAGCAACCAUCGUGCCGGGAGAGAUAAGCAGUCCCUCGCCACUGUCCAGUCACUCCUCCACACCCGAGAAUGACGAUACUAUCUCAGUGAUCAAUCCAGAUCCACCUGCCGUUCAAACAGAGAACCUUUGCAUUCACUCUGCCUUAACAGAGACGUCCAUAGCUAGAUCUUUCUCACCGGUCCAUCCCUCAGCUGACCAUCUCGAGAAGUACGUAACGACAGAGGAUUCUUCUACUCAGACAGGCUCUCAAAUGGAGGCAGACUCAAAUAUCGAAGCUCAGAACUGUAAUGAAAAGAUAGAAAAACUGGAGAAAAUUGUGAGUAUAGUGACGACAGACAAACAGCAGCGCCAGAGAAGACUAAACAACGUUUCUGCCUUACACUACCGACGGAGGAGGAAGGGAAGGGAGAGCGACUUGGAACUGAGGAUGAAAGAGCUUGGGGCCACAAACAAGAGACUCAAGGAAAAGGUUUCUGACCUGACAACUGAGAUUCAUAAGAUGAGAAGAUUGUCACAACAGAGCAAGACUCGGGAACCAACAAAAGUCUGUCGUUUCUUUCUUAACUCAACUUGUAGCAUGUUGAACUAA